GAAAUGCAUGAAAAGAGUCCAUUCACAUUUUGGGAUUUUCUUCAACAACGAAAGCGUUGGAUUCAGGGUAUUUAUUUGACAGUGCACGCCAAGCAAAUACCCACCAAAAAUAAGAUAUUAUUAGGAUUAUCAUUUUACGCGUGGGCAACGAUGCCUUUGACAUCACUUCAAGUCUUUCUAUUCCACUUAUUCCCACUACCACCGUGUUUUAUGUUCGAUUUCCUUGUUGGUUUCGUUGCUGCGGUUAAUUUAUAUAUGUAUAUUUAUGGUGUUAUUAAAAGCUUUUCGAAUAAAUAUAGAAAUAGUCCGAUGCGAUUGUGUUUAUAUAUGGCUGGUGCAGUAUUAACAAUACCAUUCAAUGUAUGGAUUGAGAAUAUUGCCGUUUUGUGGGGAAUGUUGAGCGACAAGAACGGUUUUUAUGUUGUUAAAAAAGACGUGCAAUUGCUGAAUGACGGGUUUCCGUGA
Messenger RNA from Anisakis simplex (herring worm), 465 nucleotides. The record is from the annotation of a GenBank genome assembly. NCBI's taxonomy places the organism in Eukaryota, Metazoa, Nematoda, Chromadorea, Rhabditida, Anisakidae.